Molecule: messenger RNA, 495 nt
Organism: Ruditapes philippinarum (Manila clam)
Lineage: Eukaryota; Metazoa; Mollusca; Bivalvia; Venerida; Veneridae
Product: prostaglandin-E(2) 9-reductase-like
Exons: 3
Coding region: 58-438 (126 amino acids)
Cellular component (GO): cytosol
Molecular function (GO): aldose reductase (NADPH) activity
Source: RefSeq, a predicted model, not a curated record
UGUACACAGCUAUAAUUUAGUUUUAUAUAUACAUUGAUUAGUACAUGUUCUUAUAUAAUGGAUUUACAUAGAAUACAGUUAACUUUAGGAUCUGGAUAUAUAACAUCUAUUGGACUCGGAACUUUUACUUACUUCGGUAAACAUGGUAGUCUCGAUGAGAUUGAAGCUGCCGUAGGUGUUGCUGUAGAAGCCGGGUAUCGCCAUUUUGAUUGCGCAUGGGCUUACAGGACCCAGGGGGCAAUUGGUAAAAUGUUAGAGAAGAAAAUAAAUGAAGGUGUCAUUAAGCGAAAAGAUAUUUUUAUUACUACCAAGUUAUGGAAUGCACACCACAAUCCAAAGCUCGUGUUGGAAGAAUUGAAGGACUCGUUAAAUCAACUACGAACAAACUACGUUGAUAUGUUUCUUAUACAUUUUCCGACUGGAGAGAAAGUUCCGUGAAUAUAUUAGUACACUUAUUUAUACAUCCAUUUCCUCAAAUAAGGUUUAAUAGAUUAG